Molecule: messenger RNA, 704 nt
Organism: Morone saxatilis (striped sea-bass)
Lineage: Eukaryota; Metazoa; Chordata; Actinopteri; Moronidae
Gene: tmem97
Product: transmembrane protein 97
Exons: 3
Coding region: 1-525 (174 amino acids)
Cellular component (GO): endoplasmic reticulum
Source: RefSeq, a predicted model, not a curated record
AUGGCUAUCCGUGUAUUAGAAAUCAUCUUUUUCUUCUAUUUUGCGUCUCACAUUCCUAUCACGUUAUUUAUUGACUUGCAAGCCCUGCUGCCUCAACAUGUGUAUCCUCAGCCGAUGAGAGAUUUUGUGAAGUGGUAUGCAGAGGAGUUCAAAGACCCUUUGAUGAUGGAUCCUCCAGACUGGUUCAGGUCUUUCAUUUUCUGCGAGGCCUUGUUUCAGCUGCCUUUCUUUCCAGUCGCAGCUUAUGCUUUCCUAAAAGGUGGCUGUAAGUGGAUCAGGACUCCUGCCAUUGUGUAUUCCGCACAUGUGGCCACCACACUAGUCCCGAUCCUAAGUCGCAUCCUCUUCUACCAGUUUCCUAUGGAACCCCACCCAGGUCCCCAGACCCCACAGGAGCGUUGGCUGCUGGUCUCCAUAUAUGUUCCGUACCUGCUGGUGCCUUUGCUGCUGCUGUUCACCAUGCUGCUGUCCCCCACAUACAACUCCACCUCAAACACAUCAGCCAAAGCCAAGAAGAAGAACUGACUCAGACUACAGCUAUCUAAUUAACUCUGAUUUUAGGAGAUACUUUUAUACAUUUCUGAAUUUGAGGGCUGAGUGAGACUGCUUCGUACUAUUGUUUCAGGACACUGACAUUGUUAAACCAGCCAGAAUGAGCACUUUUAUGUUAUUCUUUAAAGUAAACACUUGUUUGCUGAACAUGU